Trichomonas vaginalis G3 is the source of this 521-nucleotide messenger RNA. Its product is annotated as keratin-associated protein family. The transcript has a single exon. Lineage: Eukaryota; Parabasalia; Trichomonadida; Trichomonadidae. The annotation marks the transcript as partial. The record is from RefSeq and is a predicted model, not a curated record.
AUGAACAUUGAAGGUCAUGUCAGAAACUUUGAAACAUAUAAACUACCAGCAAUGUUAGAUAAAAAAGCAGAUAAAGAACAUACACAUAACUCCUUCUCAACUGUUGCUAUAGAAAGUAUUGAAGGAACGGUUGAAGGAACUGGUGGGGAGGGCGGAGCCCCGCCGCACGCGGCUGCUUUAUAUUAUAAACCUCCUAACUUUCCACAAGGUUUAACAUCGAAUGAAAACAUAACAACGAAGAAAGAAAUUAGCUGUAAAAAUGUUUAUGUCAUGGAUGAUGAAAAUAAUGUUAAAUUCACUGCUCAAGAUUUAUAUGAUAAUAAAGCUGACAAGAACCAUACACAUAAAUCCUUCACUACUGUUAGAGCAGACGACAUAAUAUUGAACUAUACCCUUGGUUCAAGUGCACCAUUAGAAAAUCCAAGUACAAGCGUAAAAGAUACUCUUAACAAUUUAGAUAACAGUUGCAGGAAUAUCGAAGAUCAUGCCAGAAACUUUGAAGCAUAUCAACUACCAACAAU